GUUAAUUUUCUUUACUGGUUCAGCCACACUCGCUCAAGCUCGAGCAUUGCUCGAGCGUUUGUCGAUGAAAAUCAGCUCGAGCUUUUUUCUUCUUUAUAUGAACUCUCACAACAGAUUAUUCCUUCAUUUCCUGCUUAUCGCUUCGAUACAAACGAGGCUUCUCUUCUAUUUUCUACUUAUUUUCCUCUCAGCCUCAGCAACAGUUGGCUUUCUGGUAUGCAUACUGGCAAGAAUAGAAAGGUUAAUAUGUUGGAGAUGGAAAAUGUGAGGUAUGGUGCGAGUCUUUUAAGGAAUCGAGCCUUGAGACAAUUAGUAGCCAUACAGUCUCUUAUAAGGGUGCUUCUAGAUGCUAAUGACUUGCCUGAGCAAAUUGAAAAGCUAAAGUCAAUGGAAUCUGAACUCGGAAUUAUAAAGAAAGUCAUCAAAACUAUCCAGAGAUCGCCAGAUCUAGAGGCUAGGGAGAAACUGCUCCAAGUAGAAACGGACUUGAAUAGAUGCCAACAACAACUAUCAGAGGUACGCCAACAACUAUCAGAGGUACGCGGACAACAAUCAGAGGUCCAUGAAAAAACAACAAAGCUUGAUGGAAUCUUCCUUAAUAAUGAGGAAUUCAGCAUUGAGAUUCUAGAAAAAGAGCUUAAUUCUGUAGUGCCACUCCCAUGUAUGAAAGAAGUUGCUGCAACUUAUGAUCAUGCACUUUUGCUAUCUCGUGAAGCAUCACCACCUACUUUUAGUGAUUUCAAUUUCCAAAUUUAUGAGAACAACAAAGGUCUCCAUGGCAUACCAUUGGGGAACACUAUUACCAAUGGAACCCUUCAACAGGGUUGGAGUGAGGCGUCUGAAGCACAAUACAACAAGAACGCACCACCAUUGUUGCACGGUGAUGGGGAGAUGGGGAAAGAUCCGUUCAAGAUGGUGGAACCGAUUUGGCCUUCUCACCGCAAGGAUGAGAAUAUCAUUAUGAUACCUACACCUGGAGUACCAAAUGGUGCUAUUGGACAACCGUUACCGCCCGAUGAUAUAAAAGUGAAUUGCUCGAGCUUGAUGUUGACCGGAGGAAAGAAAAGAAAUCAGAAAGCUAAAGGAAAAGGAAUCAAGAAACAGUGCCGGCCCCAGUUUUAUUCUGCAGUGCCAAGUACGCAAGCUGAUGGUCAUGAAAGUUUUUCAACUUUUGGCGAUAUGGAUAUCCCAAUUUGUGGGAUCGACAAAGGUCCCCAUGGCAUACUAUGGGGGAACACUAUUACCAGUGGAAUGCUUCAACAGUGUGGGAGUGAGGCGUCUGAAGUACAAUACAACACGAACACACCACCAUUGUCACAGAGUGAUAAUCAGAUGAACUUAACGCUCAGUGGAAGCAACAAAAGAGAUGGGAUUUAUGAAGCUGGACUACAAGGUACUGAAAUGAAUGAUGUUACUAUUCUUGUUGAUCAAGACCACAUAAGUUUGCCGGAUAGGGAGAUGUCGAAGUGUAAUUAUAGUUCCUGGCUAUCUAGACUUAACAAAGACAACAACAGUGUGGAAGUUGAACACUUCCAUGGCUUACAAGAAGCAUUGGACAAAACUCGCUAUGGGGAAACACCAGACUACCUCAAACAUAUCGCAACCCGAGUCGAAGCGGAUCGUGGAAAGGCUACUAAGUUUGGCCAUAAAAAUAUUGAAGUUCUGGUUUGUGCAGCAAUCAAAGAGAUGAAAGACUGGCUUCCAAAUAAGGAUUCCGGCUGUAACCAGUUGAAAAAGUGGGCUGCGACUCUCAAUAUGGGUAAGGAACAAGAUUUUGAAGUGAAAUUUGCUGAUGUCAUGUUGGAUAAGAUUUGUCUUGCCUGUUAUGCUUACUCAAAGAUUUAUGGGGAGGAUGGUUCAGCUCAUAACGUUGCGAGUGAAAGGCUGUGAUGCUCAUAUGGUAUUUGGUAUUUAAACUCAGUGAAUGGUUUGGGCAUUUCAACUAGGUGAAUUUGUAUGGUUAUUUUUCUAUAUUUGGUUUUAGUCUUUGAACUCAGUAAAUCAUUUUAGUAUUUGGUAUUUGAGCUCAUAUGUUUUGGUAUUUGGUAUUUUGAACUCAGUUAAAGAACUUGGGGUUUUUAUGGUUAGAUUUCUAUAAUUGGCUUUAUUAUAAGAACUCAGUGAAUGGUUUCGGUAUUGGAAUUCAGUGAGUUUGUAUUGUGUCAGGAAUGUUGACUUUUUUAUGAGUUUUAAUGAAUUAGUAUGUUUUAUGUUUGUGUUA
This is a messenger RNA of Gossypium raimondii (Peruvian cotton), 2221 nucleotides long. RefSeq lists its product as uncharacterized. The transcript is spliced from 7 exons. Bases 217 to 1890 code for a protein of 557 amino acids. Lineage: Eukaryota; Viridiplantae; Streptophyta; Magnoliopsida; Malvales; Malvaceae. The record is from RefSeq and is a predicted model, not a curated record.